Messenger RNA from Porites lobata, 387 nucleotides. Lineage: Eukaryota; Metazoa; Cnidaria; Anthozoa; Scleractinia; Poritidae. The record is from the annotation of a GenBank genome assembly.
AUGAUUAUGUGGCCAAGCAGGGGAAAAAUUCAGUUGGAGCUUCCAGAGGCCUUUCGAAAAAUCUAUCCCAAAGUUCGGUGCAUUAUUGAUCGCACUGAAGUUUUUACAGAAACCCCAAGUGCUCUUGACAUCCAAGCUACACUCUGGUCUGAUUAUAAACGUCAUUCAACAAUGAAGUUUCUGAUUGCAGUCACUCCAAACGGAGCACCGUGCUAUGUGCCACCAUGCAAUGGAGGAAGGGCAACUGAUAAAUUUAUUGUUAAAGACUGUGGUUCCUUAAAUUUUGUGGAACCGUAUGACCAGGUCAUGGCUGAUAGGGGUUUCAAGAUAAAAGAUGAACUGUUGAUGAGCAAUGCUUACCUUUGCAUUGCACCCAGUACCAAAGCU